Oncorhynchus keta (chum salmon) is the source of this 6155-nucleotide messenger RNA. RefSeq names its product corticotropin-releasing factor receptor 2-like. NCBI's taxonomy places the organism in Eukaryota, Metazoa, Chordata, Actinopteri, Salmoniformes, Salmonidae. Gene Ontology annotation, molecular function: G protein-coupled peptide receptor activity; corticotropin-releasing hormone receptor activity; corticotrophin-releasing factor receptor activity. Gene Ontology annotation, biological process: adenylate cyclase-modulating G protein-coupled receptor signaling pathway; long-term synaptic potentiation; cell surface receptor signaling pathway. Gene Ontology annotation, cellular component: plasma membrane; axon terminus; dendrite. The transcript is spliced from 13 exons. The coding region runs from base 462 to 1721 and encodes 419 amino acids. The record is from RefSeq and is a predicted model, not a curated record.
ACCAGUUGAUCUGAUGGUCUCAUUACAGUAGAGUUGCUUUUCCCCACAAUUAUUUACUCUCUCUGCUAUUGCUUUCUGCUAGCUCUGCUCUGCUCCACAUCUGACAUGGCAAUGUUUAUUUUCGUUUUUUUAGAAACCAGUUAGAUCAGAUUCUGAUUCCUGGCAGAGAAUACUUGGCGGCAUGAAGAUAUUCAGUCAUUCACAGUUAAUGAGGAGAAGUUUUAUAUUGCAGUCUUUUAAGAGUUGACCUCACCCGUGUUAGUGCAUGGAUGAUUGUUAUCUCUUUUCUAAUGCUUUAUUGGUCCGUCUCUGUCUAUGUAAAAUUGAGCAGAAUGUUUUCUUUCAUUAAUAAGUAUGUGAUUCCGUCUUGAUGACAGUUUGAGAUAUGGGAUGUGACACAGACCGUGAAAGAGCUGUCGUUUUUUUGGAUCUGUCUCUCCUAACAUGAUUUCAGCAUCAACAUGAACGCUGCAAAUAUUUUGUUACUUCUGUUACUGUUGUAUCCCAGUACAUUGUGUGAGCAGCUCUCCCAGCUCUCCCUGCUUGCCCUGCUACAGAAAUACUGUGAGGCUCUCUCCGCACUCUACAAUGUCACAGGUUUGUAUUGCAAUGCCACAACUGAUGAGAUUGGAACAUGUUGGCCAAGGAGCAACACCGGACGGAUGAUGGAGAGACCCUGUCCAGAGUACAUCAACGGGGUGAAGUACAACACCACAAGGAGUGCUUACAGAGAAUGCAUGGAUAAUGGAACGUGGGCUCUGAAGAGCAACUACUCCAGUUGUGAACCCAUUUUGGAGGAGAAGAGGAAAUACCCAAUGCACUAUAAGAUUGCUCUGAUCAUCAACUACCUCGGCCACUGUAUUUCUGUGGGAGCUCUUGUCAUAGCCUUCAUUCUCUUCUUAUGCUUAAGGAGCAUACGAUGCCUUCGAAACAUAAUCCACUGGAAUUUGAUAACAACCUUCAUUUUGAGGAAUGUUAUGUGGUUCCUACUUCAGUUGAUUGAUCACAAUAUACAUGAGAGCAAUGAGCCUUGGUGUCGUCUUAUAACGACUAUAUAUAACUAUUUUGUGGUGACCAAUUUUUUCUGGAUGUUUGUUGAAGGAUGCUACCUUCACACAGCCAUUGUGAUGACUUAUUCAACAGACAAGCUAAAGAAAUGGGUCUUCUUGUUCAUUGGCUGGUGCAUUCCUUGUCCUAUAAUUGUUGCUUGGGCCAUUGGGAAGCUUUACAAUGAAAAUGAACAAUGCUGGUUUGGGAAAGAACCUGGAAAGUAUAUUGACUACAUUUAUCAAGGGCCGGUCAUUCUUGUUCUUUUGAUAAACUUCGUUUUCCUCUUCAACAUAGUAAGAAUUCUCAUGACCAAGCUGAGAGCUUCUACCACAUCAGAAACCGUACAGUACAGAAAAGCGGUCAAAGCGACGUUAGUGUUACUGCCUCUGCUGGGGAUCACCUACAUGCUAUUUUUUGUUAAUCCCGGAGAGGAUGACAUCUCGCAAAUAGUUUUUAUUUAUUUCAAUUCAUUUCUACAAUCAUUUCAGGGGUUCUUUGUUUCAGUAUUCUACUGCUUUCUAAAUGGCGAAGUGCGCUCAGCCGCCAGGAAAAGAUGGCAUCGUUGGCAGGACAACCAUGCCCUGAGAGUGCGUGUGGCACGUGCCAUGUCCAUCCCCACGUCACCCACCAGGAUCAGCUUCCACAGUAUAAAACAGACCACAGCUGUUUGACCAAGAUCGCCGAGUUCAAAGGUCGCCUUUGGAAACGUCCCUUUUCUAGGGAAGACACUUGUCUUAAGGCAUCUCUCCAUAAAUGUUGUCCAUUUGCUUUAUUUAUUUUCCCUUCUGCAUAAAGACAGAGACAAAGCACUUUGAGAAAGAGACCAUUAGGAUUUCCAGAUUAUAAUACCAUACCAUGACGUCCUAGGACGUCACACAGAAGUCAGGACCAUUCAAAACAGAUGGGCAAGGUUGCCUCUCCAAAUAAACAUUGUGAAGUCAUUGCAGAGUCUAAGUUGUACUGCCAUUGCAUCAAGAGCUGUUAUCAUACUAUGGUACAUCAGGUUAUAUUUUAAUAGGUCAGGAAGGUUGACCUUUCAAGGCCCCGUGCUGGAUGCUGAUGAGGCAAAACAAAAUCAGUGUUAGUGUCAAAAGAGACCCUAAUCACUCCCAGCACUGUACUGUACUAGUGGUAUUUAUAUCCAUAACCCUUCAUUAUUUGAUAUCUAUGAGAGGGUAGAGAUAAUUUAAGCAGGAUUGUGCUUUAACAGUCCGGGCACGGGAUGCAAUUGCAUUCUGUGUCUGUUGCACACCAAGUUUCAGAUGAGAUUAGAGAGAUGUAAUUAUACUGUUAAAUAAGGAAGUGAUACUCUUUGGUUUGUCAUCAGCACUACUUUUAUGAAUUGUCAAAAUGUGACCCUAAGAGCUUUUCAUUUGUAUAAAUGUUUUAAGGCUAAUUUAUUUUCAGAUUGUUCCUUGCCAAUCACUCUCUAACUCUUUUGAAUAACGUCAAUGAUGUGUUUUUCUCACUUCUGUAUAAAAAACCCUGAGGCUACUCUAAAUAAAUCAAAGCUAUCUUUCACUGGGUUCGAGUUCAGAUUAUAUCCAUUAUCUAAUGCAAAUAAUGGAGAUGGGACUGUGAUUCAGAUACAGUGGGACAAAAAAGUAUUUAGUCAGCCACCAAUUGUGCAAGUUCUCCCACUUAAAAAGAUGAGAGAGGCCUGUCAUUUUCAUCAUCGGUACAUUUCAACUAUGACAGACAAAAUGAGGAAAGAAAAUCCAGAAAAUCACAUUGUAGGAUUUGUUAUGAAUUUAUUUGCAAAUUAUGGUGGAAAAUAAGUAUUUGGUCACCUACAAACAAGCAAGAUUUCUGGCUCUCACAGACCUGCAACUUCUUCUUUAAGAGGCUCAUCUGUCCUCCACUCGUUACCUGUAUUAAUGGCACCUGUUUGAACUUGUUAUCAGUAUAAAAGACACUUGUCCACAACCUCAAACAGUCACACUCCAAACUCCACUAUGGCCAAGACCAAAGAGCUGUCAAAGGACACCAGAAACAAAAUUGUAGACCUGCACCAGGCUGAAUCUGCAAUAGGUAAGCAGCUUGGUUUGAAGAAAUCAACUGUGGGAGCAAUUAUUAGGAAAUGGAAGACAUACAAGACCACUGAUAAUCUCCCUCAAUCUGAGGCUCCACGCAAGAUCUCACCCUGUGGAGUCAAAAUGAUCACAAGAUCGGUGAGCAAAAAUCCCAGAACCACACGGGGGGACCUAGUGAAUGACCUGCAGAGAGCUGGGACCAAAGUAACAAAGCCUACCAUCAGUAACACACUACGCCGCCAGGGACUCAAAUCCUGCAGUGCCAGAUGUGUCCCCCUGCUUAAGCCAGUACAUGUCCAGGCUCAUCUGAAGUUUGCUAGAGAGCAUUUGGAUGAUCCAGAAAAAGAUUGGGAGAAUGUCAUAUGGUCAGAUGAAACCAAAAUUAAACUUUUUGGUAAAAACUCAACUCGUCGUGUUUGGAGAACAAAAAAUGCUGAGUUGCAUCCAAAGAACACCAUACCUACUGUGAAGCAUGGGGAUGGAAACAUCAUGCUUUGGGUCUGUUUUUCUGCAAAGGGACCAGGACGACUGAUCCGUGUAAAGGAAAGAAUGAAUGGGGCCAUGUAUCGUGAGAAGCAAAGCAUCACUGCUCUAGAGGAGAUCUGCAUGGAGGAAUGGGCCAAAAUACCAGCAACAGUGUGUGAAAACCUUUUGAAGACUUACAGAAAAUGUUUGACCUUUGUCAUUGCCAACUAAGGGUAUAUAACAAAGUAUUGAGAUCAACUUUUGUUAUUGACCAAAUACUUAUUUUCCACCAUAAUUUGCAAAUAAAUUCAUUACAAAUCCUACAAUGUGAUAUUCUGGAUUUCUUUUCUCAUUUUGUCUGUCAUAGGUGAAGUGUACCUAUGAUGAAAAUGACAGGCCUCUCUCAUCUUUUUAAGUGGGAGAACUUGUACAAUUGGUGGCUGACUAAAUACUUUUUUGCCCCACUGUACAUUUAUAUGACACUUAUUUCAAAAACUAAACACAAACACUAUUUUAGUGUCGCAGUCCCUUAUUUCAGUCCGCAUAAUGCCACAGCAGUCCCAAGUCAAGAUACAUUUUAAGGUACAGUACAUUAAAUCCUUUUAAUGUAUUAAAAUUAUUGAAUUAUUUUCUCUCUUUCAAAUCCCAAUGUGCUGCACUUAGUCAUUGUCAAUGCUAAGCUGCUGUGUCCAGGAGCCAGAGAGAGAUAGAGCCUGAUGAGUUAGAGUUCCGUUUGGCUUCCUUAAUGCUUUGUCCUGCUCAGGUCAACAUGCCAAGACCUGCCCCGGUAGUGACCGACCGACCGUCUGACCAGCAUGGGUGUUAUCCACCUCUCCCUCCAGGCCCAUUGCAGUGUCAUACAGGUUCCAGGCACUUAGGCAAGCCUGGUUAUUCAAGCUUCAGUAAGCAGUUCUGGGAAAUAGAACAGUAGAACUCAUGCACCCAUGGAAUUAACUUGGGAUUUGGAAUUGUAGAAAUUGUGUAAAUAGAUGGCAUGUUGGGGACAAACUCACUAAUCUGGUGUGGGGGUAUUUCUCUGAUUUGGGUUCAAAAGCAAACUUCUUUGGUAUCAAUGUUACAUGCCUGUUACCUGACUAGUUGCCAUGAAGAUAAUGAUUACGGCAACAAUCUUUCCCAUUAUUUUUGUUACUUUUGGAGUAGUAAGGAAGACCGCUCCAAUAAAACAAUACCACAUCUGUUGAGGUUUGCUGUUGUGAAAAGGGCUUAGAUAUGGCUGUGACUACAUCAGAAGUAAUUAUUGCUUUACACAUUCUCUUGCAAUUGAAAUUGUACUCUAACCACAUUUAUGUUGUAUGAAAGUUAAUUAAAAUUACUUGACAAAUGGUCUAAAAUUGCUUGUAGGGGAAGGUAUCGUUUGAUAAUUGCUGUGAACAUGAUUGACCUGUCAUGACCAUUAGAGUUUACAUCCCUUGAUUGCUCUAGGCCUAAUUUUCUGGAACAGUUGUCUAUGUAGCAGUUCUCUGUGAUAUUUUCAUACAAAAUGUAUAUUUUCGUAAUUGUGACUGAGUCCAUAUGCACAAGAAAUCUCUUGAAUCAAAGUAUUCAAGCAAACAGUCCCGAGAUCUAUAUAAAUACUUAAUUAACGGUCAAUAUUUUGCUAUUUUCUGGUCCUAAACCACUAAACACUGUUGGUUGAACAUCAUUUUGUUAUUUAUGUUUGGGAGGUGCCUCCAAGUUUAAUGUUUAUUUUGGAGAAGUUUUACUCAGAUUUAGGGGUUCUAGUUUGAGAAGGUCUAAAAAGAAGAAUAUAUCUUCAAAGAGUGCGAUAAAACAUGUAUAACCAAAAUGUUUCUUUGUAAUGUACAUAAACUCUUUUAAAAUUUGUUGUAUAUUGUAAUUAGUAAUUGUAAAAAUGUUAUGACGUAAAUAUGUUUUUUUCUAUUAUACUGUUGGAGUGAAAGUAAUUCAUUAAGAACAUUCAGAGCAUUCAGGUUACAUGAAUACCUAGGACCAUCCAAAGCAAUCAUAGAAAGGUAUGAAUAUUUUAAUAACAUUUUACUUCAUCAUCUCACAAUCUCUUCUUGUGCAGCUUAAAUUGUACUUUCCAUUAUGUUUUUAGUCUAUUGAAUUCAUUACAAUUCUGCACAUACAGUACAUAUUACAAUACUCCUAUGAAAGUUAAAACUCACCAAGCGAAAUCACCCCCAACAUUUUUCUUUGAUUGAAACAUGAAAAUUGAGAUUUUUUUUGUUGCAAUUUUUAUAUUAUUUUAUGAAUAUAUAAUGAAUAGUUCAUUCAAAAUGACAAAUUCACCAAAGAUAACAGACACGUUUACCUGAAUAUGUUUACUUGUUGUCAGUGCACUUUCUCUGACCAAAGCAUUUAUUUUUCAUAUUUUGUACAGCUUCACCAUUCUCUGAUGUAUUCUCAAUUUAAUAACUUAUUAAUGUACAGGAAUGCAUUUUGGCUGUAUGUUGAAACACCAACGUUGCCUUUUAGAAAAACAGAAAAGUGUGUUUUUGUGGAACGAAGAAAAACUGUGUUUCUACAGUAAAUGUUGUACGGUGUAUGAUUGAUAUGCAUUUAUAAAAGUACAUGUGGUAAAAUCAACCUUCAGAUUUUAAAUAAAUAUUCUAUUCAACUCUC